CGCGAUCCAAGCGGUCUGUGACGUCCGCAGAAAACGGUCGAGCCAAUCCGAGAGCUUCGUGUGUCCAGUCGACUCGAUCCAAAUACAUUUAUUUAUGUUACAAGUGCGAGAGUAAACAACCGGGUCGGUUUUGUUAUCAUCGUUUACCGCAAAUAAAAUAGUUCAGUAGAGGAUAUACGAUAUCCAGUGUUUAUCAAAUGGGCGCGUAUCAAUAAAACAAAAAAAUGAGUAACAUAAAAGCGAUUUUUUCUUUCCUACUUUUAACUCAACCAGCGCUUUUAAUAUUACCAACGAGUGCUCUAGAUGAGAACAAACUGACAGAAUACAGUGUCGUCGAUCAAUUGAGAUACGAUUUCCUUGUGCUGGAAAAUGAACUGUGGAAUUAUGUACUGGAUGUUGCCGACAAUGGUGUCAAAGAAGAAAGCAAGCCAGAAAUGGAGGUUAUCAGAAAAUUUGGAGAUUUUGGGAGUAAAAUUAACAAGCUGAGCCCGAGGGGCUACGAGACCGCCCUGGCCCCCCUGGAAAACGUGUGGGCGUUCGCGGUGGUGAAAGCCGAUCUGGUAUCGGUCGAAGCCAUGUACGCCACCUUCCGGCGCUUCCAGGACCUGCAACUGGCCCCCGGUAAAGUACCGUCGCCGCGCGCCGCCUGGCGGCAAAUGGCCGAAGCAAUACUCACCGAACCCCACAACAGGGUCGACGAAUCGCUGGUCCGAAUCGAGGGCAUUGUCGCCAAUGGAGUUUACAGAACAGUGGCUCAAGAAUUGGAUACUUUAAAAUGUGACACAAAUCAGUCAGCUCAACAGGUGCUCUAUAAUUUGUACAAUUCCAUUGCUCUUACAGAGUUAAAAGGUUAUACAAUGAUACAAUUCUCCUAUAUGUUAUUAAAGCUUUACAAUGAAGGCAAUUUCACUAAAGAGGCACAGCAGCAGCAAGAACGUUUCGAAUCUAGAAGCAAUGCUGCUAUUAGAGCGAUCAAAGCGGCCAUGGAAGGUCUUUCCAGAGACUUAUACAGAUGCGAUCCCAGAAAACACGUAAAAGGCAAAACCUACGAAGAAGUGACCCAACUUCUGCAGGGCUACGUUCAAAACGAGGUCGACAUGAACAACGAAGGGACUUGCAGGGAAAAUUGCGCGGAAUACAAGUACACGAAAAGUUAUGGCUGCUACAAAAAUCUGUAUUGCAGACAGCAAAGAAAUUGCGCUGGGAAAAUUCUCAACUGCAAGUAUUAUGACUCUGAUAUGUGGAUAUGUCCUGCAUCUCCUUUGAGCGGCCGCCGAUACGAAUACAUUAAAUACGAAAGUGGCGAGGUCCUAGGCCGGGAAACCGCCUGUUUCAGGGGGCAAACGAAAGUGGACAGCUGGUGGCGUUGGCUUUUCUGGCACUGCUCAUACUGCAUGUGCCUUUGCGACGAAGCCGGGCCUAAUUCAGACAGAUUCUUCAAUUUGAGACCUGUCGAGUCCAAUAUGACACAUAAUAUGGUCGUCACAGGGCUAAGAUUCGUGAAAGUGAACCGCGUGUUUCAUUUGCAAGUACAGGAAGGCCUCCUGGAACCGUUCGGUAAAAUCGACGAAACUACUUUAAGAUGGGUGCCGGUAGAUGGCUACAAAAUCACUGAUAGAAACGUCCAUAAUGGGCAGGAUUACCAUCAACUUUCGUGGGAACAACGCGCUUUGGAUUUAGACGAUCUACAGGGCGAUCAGGGGCAGCUGGUUACAGGAGUGAAAUUCAAGAAAAUCGGUUCCCAUUUAAACUUUGAAAUUCGACUGACGCCUUUCGAUUUCAAAAAUGGCACUCUCGUCGACCCAGUAAAUAAAAGCAUAUGGAAAGACAACCCCAAUACGGAUUCUUCGCUGAAAAAUCCACGUUUGCAUGGGCCCAUUAAGCCUGUCCAUUUAACUCGUCUUAACCUCUACCAACCGGAUAUCCCCACUCGCACAACCUCCCCGUCGGUACCGGACUCCUCGACGGACCAAUACGUCGAAUUCGUUAACAGCGACUUUAAAAAAGACGCCGCUCAAACCACCGUACCCUUCAUCGACAUCCAACCGGUGCAAUCCUUGAUAGCCGCCCCUCUGAGCGGCGCGGGCAUUUUCCACAAGGGGCAGCCCCACUUCGGCGGCUUCGUGGCCCCCAAAUUGAUCACGUACGAUUUCAGGGAGCACCUCAAGGCCAUCUUCCCCGAGGAGGGGGACGUGGAGGGGGUGGGCAGCGUCGAGAUGAACUGAGUCGGUACAUGCAGCAAAUUAUAAUAAUUGCUUUAUUUAGUUAACCAAAUAAAUAUAAAUGUACUGUGAUUUACUUAUAAUAUAAUAUAAAGAGCCAUAAUUUGAUUAAGGCUGUUUACAUGGAACAAAGCAAAAUGUUGUGUUUAAACAUUUUUAUUAUUAUAACAUUUUAUUAAUUUUUAAUAGAAUCCAAUGAUUCGGCUUUUAAGAACAGCCUUUUAAGUUAAUGUAUAUAGAUAUGUACUUUUUUAUUUAUUCCAAAUUUAAACGGAUUUAUAAGGAAUAUGUGUUUUUAAAUUUUUAUAAAUUUACCUUUUUUAUUUGCCUAUUAAUAAAGG
Brassicogethes aeneus is the source of this 2563-nucleotide messenger RNA. NCBI's taxonomy places the organism in Eukaryota, Metazoa, Arthropoda, Insecta, Coleoptera, Nitidulidae. The record is from the annotation of a GenBank genome assembly.